Molecule: messenger RNA, 1348 nt
Organism: Sesamum indicum (sesame)
Lineage: Eukaryota; Viridiplantae; Streptophyta; Magnoliopsida; Lamiales; Pedaliaceae
Source: RefSeq, a predicted model, not a curated record
GUUUGUUAAUUAAAGGGAGGACUUUUCUUGAUUUCGUCUGAGGAGAAGCCAUAUAAAAUGCAAGAGAAAAUAUCCAUUCAAUUUUAUCUCUUUCAGAUUUGCAAAGCAUGAAAUUAAUUGCUGCUCCUGCACCAGUCCACCUCCAUAGACAAGCACCACGAACUUCUCUUACCUGACUUUCUUCACAUCGAAAAGCUUUGCCAUGCCAGCAUUAGUACAGAUUUCAAUCAAUUCCUCGGCCUUAUACCCUCUCCACAAAUACAGGGGUACAAACACGAAACACCUCAUAUAUAAGUUGAACCUUUCACAACCCAUCAAUUACUAUUCACGAUUAAGAACAAAGAUUGAAUGUAUUCACAGAGACGGGUUCAAGGCUGAAGCUUUGAGGGAAAAAUUGCCAUUCUUAGGAGUGGGCAAGCGCGAAGAUGGGAUUUUGGUUAGUAAGGGUCGGAGGGUAGUCGCAAUGAGAUUCAAUAACGGCUUUAAUGGGCUUGGUGGAGGUGGUGGCGGUGAUGGUGGUGGGAGAAUCAACAGUGAAACUGCAAGAGUGUUGGGGAAUCUUGCUUUGGCAAUUCUACUGACUUAUCUUUCUAUGACUGGGCAGUUGGGCUGGCUUCUUGAUGCUAUUGUUUCCCUUUGGCUUCUUGCUGUGCUUGUACCAAUUGUGGGCAUAGGAGCUUUUCUAUGGUGGGCAGGCAGAGAUAUAGUUCAAAGCAGUUGCCCCAACUGUGGAAAUGAAUUUCAAGUAUUCAAAUCUACUUUGAAUGAUGAGCUGCAGUUGUGUCCAUUCUGCAGUCAGCCAUUCUCAGUGGUUGGUGAUGAGUUUGUUAGGGAGCCAGUGAAGUUUUCCAACGAAUCCACAGCGUUUGGUCAAGCAUUCAGCAACUUCUCUCCACUUAAAAAGAAAGAUAAGGAAUCAUCUGCUUCUGUAGUGGAUGUCGAAGCUGAAAUAAGGGAUGCAGACUGAGGCCCCUGUAAUUUACUCAUUGGUAUGAUUAUGGUUAUGUUCUUGGAGUUCUGCAUAACUAAGACGGUGAUCCUUGUUGGAAACAAACGUCGGGCUAAAUUUAAUGGAACAGUGGGAGGGAAGUAUGACAGUCGAGGUGGAACUCCAUUUCUGCCCUUGAAGAGAAUGUCCGAAUCGUGUUGUAUAGUACAUGGUCUAUUUGUAUACUGCAUAAUCUCUUUGGUUUGUCCGGUGAUGAUAACUUCAUGUUUAUACCAAGUUAUUCUGUAGAGCAUGGACUUCAGAAACUACAAACAAACCAGUAGUUUCAUAAGUUGCUUCAUACUUAUUAAAAAUAGGCAUCAUUAAUCAUAAUUUAUUUUUUCCACAUCCUUUUCCUUU